AACUUUUGGCAUACAACUGUAGCUGCUGCUCUAGCUAAAUUGCUGCUAAGUGUCUAGGUGAUAAAAGCUUUCUCCCACGCCUGCCACUCUGAGCAACACUAUUAUCAGGAAAAUGUAUGCAUCUUUUUCCAGUAAGAAUAAGGACUGUGAUAACUUUAGCAUUUAGACAAGACACUGAGCUGAUGAUUGUGAAAUGCAUUAAUGGAUGUGUCACUAUUUUAAAAGAGCACAUCUAAUGGAUUGUUUAUACAUCCAUCUCAUUGUACUUAUUUAUUUAUUUUAUAGGAUACUUUAAACAUUAAAUUGCACAGAUCAAGGUAGAACUCUCCUGUGACCUCCUCACCUCAUGGGCCUGUGUUGAACGGAACCAAUCCCAGUCCCCAGCCAGUUGUGUAUGUAUACCGCUGAAGGAAAAUGAACAUACUGAACAGCCACCACUUUUUGUACUUUCUGCCUACCACACGCCUUGUCAUCUUAUUAGCAGCUUUAGCAACUGCUGAGGAUGUGACUAAUAGCACUUUCAACCGCACUGACAUGAACACGGGAUCCGUGCCCUUGGUGAUCUCCCACAUCGACCAUAUUAUAGUCAAGGAGGGGAGUAGUGCCUUGAUCGACUGCAAUGUCCAAGGUAGCCCUAGUCCACAUUACAGAUGGUACAAUUCCAAUGGCUACCUACUCAAAGAGGAGGAGAAUAAAGCAGGAAAAUGGUGGUUUCUUGACAAUGGGCUACUAAACAUUACCAGCGUGUCUUUUGAAGACAGAGGUAAAUACACAUGUGUUGCAUCUAAUACGUACGGCAGUGUUAACAAUACUGUGACGCUGAGGGUUGUCUUCACCUCCGGAGAUAUGGGCAUCUAUUACAUGAUUGUCUGCCUUGUAGCUUUUACCAUUGUUAUGAUACUGAACAUUACUCGGUUAUGUAUGAUGAGCAGUCAUCUGAAGAAAACUGAGAAAGCAAUCAAUGAAUUCUUCAGAACAGAAGGGGCAGAGAAACUCCAGAAAGCCUUUGAGAUUGCAAAGCGUAUCCCAAUUAUCACUUCAGCCAAAACACUUGAGCUUGCCAAAGUAACCCAGUUCAAGACCAUGGAAUUUGCUCGCUAUAUCGAAGAGCUUGCUCGGAGCGUACCUUUGCCACCUCUCAUCAUGAACUGCAGGACUAUAAUGGAAGAAAUUAUGGAGGUUGUCGGUCUGGAGGAGCAGGGACAGAAUUUUGUACGACAGACAGCAGAAGGCCAGGAAACCACUGAAACAGAUGAGCUAUACAUGAUCCCAAAUGCUUUGAAGCGCAGUGACUCUCCCACAGGUGACUCUGAUGCGUCAUCACUGCAUGAGCCACCUCAACAGAUUGCAAUAAAAGUAUCAGUUCACCCAUUGUCUAAAAAGGACUGCAUGGACGGUCAGUUGCAAGAAAGCAUGCAGCUGGACAACAAGGAAGAGGACACUUCUCAAACACCAGCACUUCCUGCAGAACCCCUUCCUGAGCCUUCUGCUGAACUCAGUUCUGAUGACACAGCAUUGGCAAAUGACAAAAAUACAUGCAUUAUAUAUGAAAGCCAUGUAUGAUAGUUACUCCUGAAUCUAUGCAUAGCAGGAAAAUCAGGUGGAGCUCUUUUAAAAAUACAUAUUGUAAUUGCCGCUAAGCCUUACCUGGAGACUAUCAUAGCAAAAGCAUGUAUGUGGAUUAUUUGGCACUUUCUUCUCAGUUUGACUUUAGUUUACCAUGAUGUAUGGCAGAGUAAUUGCUAUUACAUUAAUAUUAAUUGCUCUUUUUGAUUAGGAGUAUUUCCAAGAAACAUUUACCUCAGCAUUUUCUAGGUUGGAGUUCCCUAUAGUGGCCUCCUGAAAGUCACUGGUAGUCUUCGAUGUAGGACACUUGAACUUACUAAACAUAAAACUGGUUUUCAUUUUCCUCCUUGACUCUCUUAUUUCCAUCUAUAGCAUUUUUGCAGAUAUUAUCUUGUGAAUUUGAAAUAUUGCCCAAGAGGCAGCACUCCAGUAGCCAAAUAAAAUCCUAAUAGAUCCCAUUUAAAAAACCUGUUUGUUCAGCUGCAUUGUCAUUUAGAGGGCUAUUAAAGAAAGUUAAAAUGUUUCCAUUUCAUUUGAGACUACACUGCUCAGGCACAGGGGAAAUAGUUUCCCUUUUUCCAUGGAAUGAAGAUGCCAACAAUUGUGUUUUUUUCACAUCAAGAAACAACUUUGAGGUCUAUUUUACAGAUGGGAAAGCGUGUAAACAUCUUACAGAAAGUUGCAGUCCAACAACUCUGCAUGGAUUUUUUUAUAAUUGACCGUUUCUAACUUUGCCAGAAGUUUAUAUGGAAAAUAGCUGCAAAUAUGCAAGAUGUCUUUGGGUUUUGUUUGUUUGGAGUUUUUUUGGUAGUAAUUUGGUAGGAGUAAGUAUGCACUACCUUACCAAAAGAUACGCAGGUUCCUUAACAGUCCUGCGAAUGCCAGUAAUCAGCUGGUAACAAGGCUGAAAUGGCAGAAGACCCUUUUAUUGGGAUUCUCAAUUUGGCGCAGAUUCGUAUUUUGAAGAUCAAACCUAAAUUCAUCUAUAAGUCUGACAGUGUUUUAUCCAAACUAAAAAAACAAAAUAAUAUAAUUGUCCUGUGAAAUUCCAUUGACGAUCACACACAAACUGUUUACUGCAUUGUAAUUGCUUUGUUAUUUUACCUCCUACCUGUGCAGGAUGUUCACUGCUUGAGUACAUGUGUCCCUACCCCAAUAAAGCUUUAAUCAUCACAGUGACUGGGGCAUUAAAAAGGGUCAAUGUUUAUGCCAGGAAAUGCCAGGAGUGGAAAGGAAGUGAUAAUUCCUAUUGCAAGUAGACAAUAAAGAGGACCUUCUCUGGAGUGAGUCUGGAAUGAAAGCUCUUCCAAGGAGGAGUUGCAUAGGAUUCAUAGCAUAUUACUUAAUCACCUGGCACACUUUAAUUUGGAAGUAAUGAACAAACUGUCACCUUACAGUUUUUAAGAAGGACUGUAGUGUAAGUACAGCUACUCAAAACUAAUCUGGAAUUAAGCAUAUUGCAGAAGUCACUUAGGUCUCUGGGGAGAUGAGGUGUGGAUGGCUCUCUGGACAUUUUACUGAAGUAGCCACAUCUACAUAAGGUGUCCAUUCAAGGCAGUCAGGUAUAUUAACUGCACAGGUAAUUGAGAGCAAACAAAGUCAAUGUUGUAGCUCUCUAAAAAAUUCAUUGAUAAUGAACAGACAUUUUAUCUCAACUUCCUCACGUUAAACUGCAGAGCUUCACUAGCAGCAUAAUACAGGAACACCCCAUGACUUAAGUAGGUGAUGUAGAGAAGGUUCCAUAUGUACCUUUCUAAAGUUAUUCAAAAAAACCCAACCAUGGUUAAUAAGGGACUUAAGAUUUUGUGACCAACUUGUGAAAAUUGCGGUAUUGCCUAAUGUUUGCUUGUGCUCACCACAAUGGCAGGCAUCUAUACAAAAUGCAUUUGCACAUUCCCAAAAGGAAAAAAGGGCAAAGUCCAUUCCAGUGGCUGGAAAUAUUUUAGGUCCAGUAAAGUAAUGUAAAUCUCGAACACAGGGUAAAUUAAGGAAAUACCAUAAAGAACCUCACUUCUGACCAGUGUGAUUGAAAAUACUACUGAAGCAAACUGUUAACUUCUUGUCUGCAUCCAAACUAUGUUUCUAUUUAGUGUUUGCAUCAGUUUUUCAAGUUACUUAAUUUGCUUCUGCUACGAAAAAGGCUGAGGGCAGAAACAAAAGCAGGAACUUGCACUAAAUUCCUUUAAUUCACCUUAAACUCCUGAAUAUAGGCAUCUUGAUUUUUCUGCCUGACCAGCAUUUACAAACAAUGCUCACGCAUUCUGAAGUUACCUGCCUGGUGCCCAGCUAAGGUUGCACAGAUGAGCAAGAAUAUUUUCCUUGAAAACAUAAAAAUAGGUUCUAAAUUACACUUAAAAAAAGAAAAAGUUUCAAAGUUAUUUAUUAAAAUAUUUUAAUUUUUUUCUAAUUAUAAACUUUUUACAGUAGAGACCAGCCCCCUUCAUGUAUUUAUAUGGUGAUUGGUACCAGGCAGUUCUGAUCCAGCUGUUGCCCUCAGACUGUCCUCUAUCCUGUUUAUUUUUACUGAGAUACAUUAGAAAGCAAUCAAUCCCUAUGGUUUUCUUCAAGAUCUCUGUGUAAACUUCCUUGAAGAUAAAGACUUCUUUUUUCCCCCAGAGAUUGCCCAUAAAAUGCAUGUGUUUGAAGCACACACAAAUGUACAUUGCAAAUCACGUAUGAGCAACAGUGAUUUGGCUUAGAUGCAUGUAACAGGUCCAGUGCACCAGCCAGUCUGCUAUAAAUUCUUCAGACAUUUAGCUUUGUGAUGUUAUGGGAAUAAAAGCAGAACAGCACUGUAUCUGAAGAAAAUCCAGACUGUAAUGGGUCUGAUUUAAGUGUGUUUUCUGCUUUCACGUAUGCUGCUCAGGAUCUUUAUGCAUCCAUUUAAUGAUCUUAAAGAUCUCUUCUGACCGAAACGAUUCUAUGACUCUGUGAUAUAAUAUGUGUAAAGCCUAAAGCUUUCUACAUACUUUCAGGCACUUCCUUUGUGAGAGAGAGAUAGAUGGGAAGCAAGACACAAACCCAUCUUCCCCAUUCCAAACUUUCUGUCUGCGCUAUUAUAAAGUAGACAAUUCUGUCCUGCAGUAUUUCUUAGGGAAUGGCCAUUUUAUGGUAUGAGAACACAAUUAACAAAUAUAAAAAUAAUGAUGGCUCUAAGAAAAUACUAAUAUUUGCUUGUAAUGUAUUUCCAUGCGACUUAGGUGCUUCAGGGACAUUACAGCUAUCUGUUCCCGUCACAGACUGUGCUCUAUAUAUUAUAGCACUAAACAUUAAUGGUUCUUACCGUACUCAAUCUGGAAAAUCCAUUCCAACUGAAUUUGCAUUCUAAAUGUAUAAGGAACACUGGGGCAGCUUUGGAAAGGAAAAGAGAUCUGCAGAUUACACCAUUGUAAAAUAUUUUUGCCAAAGCUUCAUGAAACAUGACUAGAUUUCUGCAGCACAAGAAAGCAGUGUUAGAUUUGAAUUUUACACUUACUAUUCUUUUUUUUUUUGCUAAAUCUAAGACCACAUUAAUCAGACCACUUGAAGAGAGUACUAUCUACUUACUCAACAUUUUCUUUAUGAGCAGCAUUUGUUUACUGCUGAUCCUUUUUUGUUCUCUGGUUUGAGUAUGCUUGUGAUGAAACCUGCCCUUCAGUCAUUUUUUGAGAUUGUCAUUGAACAAUUUUAAAAGAACCCAUAGAUCAGAAUUUUAAUGCAGGUUUAUUGGUAUUAGGGAAGGCACAGCCCUUUGUUCCUGUGCUAAAGAAUUACUGUAUAGCCAUAAGAUUUGCAGAAUGGCAUAUAUGGCAGAUGUUGAUUUAUUUUUCUUUUUAAUCAGUGCCUGGUUUAUUCUAAUGUACAUACUAUGUCAGUUCCUCGAUUUGCAGUUACUUUUUGACACAAGUACUGUAACUUAUAACUAGGGCUUUCUGACAUUCAGUUUGGUUCAGAUCAGUUAAUUCUGGAAAGUGUUAACAGUGUCGAAUUUUGAAAUUUCUCAUGGAGUUUCUUGGCAGUGUGCUGUUUUAAGAGUAGGCCUCUUAAGUAUGCCAUACUUAGUGGGACAGCUGAAAGCUUCUUAGAUGCAAAGGAAAUGCUUGCACUAAAGUAUCUUAAGUUAUGUUUCAUUUAUUAUGAAAUCCUUUUUGAUUUUACGAGAAAUGUAAGACAGAUAUGAAUGUGUUCUUUUGAGAAGUGGUUACUGUAUUUUGAUUUAAAUAACUUAUGAUUUUAUAGUUCGCAGCCAUAAACCACAAAGAGACCAGUUCAUGCUGAAGUGGCAAAAUGAAAUGUGAUCCAGCUUGUAAAUUGAUUGUUGUUUCAAUAAAGAAUUUGCACAGAG
This is a messenger RNA of Pezoporus occidentalis (night parrot), 5890 nucleotides long. It is a transcript of the gene MFAP3L, whose product is annotated as microfibril associated protein 3 like. The coding region runs from base 415 to 1563 and encodes 382 amino acids. The transcript has 2 exons. NCBI's taxonomy places the organism in Eukaryota, Metazoa, Chordata, Aves, Psittaciformes, Psittacidae. The record is from RefSeq and is a predicted model, not a curated record.